This is a messenger RNA of Actinia tenebrosa (Australian red waratah sea anemone), 1471 nucleotides long. RefSeq names its product steroid hormone receptor ERR2. Lineage: Eukaryota; Metazoa; Cnidaria; Anthozoa; Actiniaria; Actiniidae. The record is from RefSeq and is a predicted model, not a curated record. Gene Ontology annotation, molecular function: nuclear receptor activity; sequence-specific DNA binding; zinc ion binding. Gene Ontology annotation, biological process: regulation of DNA-templated transcription.
AUUAGAAUCAUUCAAGAACACUUUCUCAAAGUUAAACAUCUAAAACGCUUUUCAUGGUUCCAAAGUUUGAUAUAUUAUGAGUGCGUUACGACUAUAUGUUCAUCCAAUUUUAAGUUUCAUAAACCAGGACACGAACUGGGUAUUUUUAGUGAGGAAAACUUCGCUUAGAAUUCAUUAAGAUUAAUUAAUGGACCCCCUUGAAAAAUGUGCUGUGUGUGGAGAUUCUAGUUCGGGGUAUCAUUAUGGAGCAGACACUUGUGAAGGAUGCAAAAGUUUCUUCAAAAGAACCAUUCAGCGAGGAUAUAUCGACAAAUACACAUGUAAUUUCAAAGAUGGGAACUGUGAAAUCGAUAAAAUUAGUCGAGCGAAGUGUCAAGCUUGUCGACUCAAGAAGUGUUUUGAUGUCGGGAUGGUUGAGGAAGGAAUCAGGAAAGAAAAGCAAAGAGGAGGUCGUUCUUUCUAUCCACUAAAAAAAGAGGUUCCUAUUAAGGAUAGCACUACUACGAGCCUGCAAGAACAAAAUCUAGACGUGACUAAAAAUUCCACAGAUGAAAGCUCUCAUCUUAUAGCACAACUAAUGGCCAGUAAUCCUUGCAUUGUUCCUCCAGGGGAACCGAUAGAGAAGCUUAUAGAAAGUAUGAAAGAAGGAAAAGAAGCAGUGUUGGUACGCACUUCUAAUGCAAUCACCAGAGAACUGCACUUCAUUGUGGAGUGGGCAAAGCUGGUUCCUGGGUUCAGUGACCUUCCCCAGCAUGACCAGAUUGUGCUGUUGACUGCCGCAGGCAUGGAACUAAUUGUCUUCCGAGUGAUAUUUCGGUCAAUGCCAUACCAAAACCAAGUGUAUUUAAACUCCACUACAUUGCUGGUGCGGGAAGUGUGUUAUGAAGUAUUGAACACUGACAUAGUAGAUAUGAUAUUGGAUGUUGUGGAGAGGUUAAGAGCUGUCGGCAUAGAUAAAGUAGAGUUUGCGUGUUUAAAGUCUAUACUGCUUGCUGAUCCAGAUAACCCAGGCUUAAAGUGUAAACCAAAAGUGGAAAAAUUACGGACAUCAUUCUUAUCAGGUCUACAACAUCACAUCUCAACAGUCUACCCUCAUCAACCGGAAAGAUUUGCGAAAAUCCUACUGCGACUUCCAGCACUAAGAGACGUGUGUACCAAGGGAUAUGGAUUCUUUCUUGUUGUACAAUCUAAGCUGGAAGGAGAGGUACCUAUAUCUACUCUGUUAAAAGAGAUGUUUGAAUCUGCUAGAACUUAAACCACCCAUCGUCAGGGUGCACAGAAAUAUUGCCAUCAAUAAUUAAAAAAGAAUUGAAAACUUAAAAUACAGUCAACUCUUGUUACAGCGGACACCCUUGGGACCAUCACUUAGUGUCCGUAAAAGCGAGCGACCGCAAUAGGGAGAGUUAAUUUUGGUCAUUUCUUUGUCAUUAUUUUUGGCCGGGGAUUUUUCUCCUGUCCGCAAUAGCAUAGU